AUGGCUGCUCAGGGUGCGAAAGUUCCAAGAAACUUUAGAUUGCUAGAGGAGCUAGAGAAGGGCGAGAAGGGCCUUGGAGCUGAUGCUUGUUCAUAUGGUCUUACAGAAGGCGACGACUUAUACAUGUCCAACUGGAAUGGCACGAUUCUUGGUCCUCCACACGGCGUUCACGAGAAUCGCAUCUACUCUCUUACCAUGCACUGCGGAGAAGACUAUCCUGAUGUUCCACCAACUAUUAAAUUUACCAAUAAGAUCAACCUCCCCGCUGUGCAGGAUGAUGGCAAGGUUGUUAUAUUGUAUAAACCGCUAUUGGGAAAUAGAUGGACGCUGACUGGUGAUCUAGGUCGACCCUUCAAAGAUUGCUUGCCUUGCGAACUGGCAACGCCACUACACAAUGGAGACUGUCUUGACCGAGCUGAGAAAGUGAGUUCCUUCAAAGGCACCGCGAAGACGGAGGCUUACCUUAUUCAGAUACAUGGCUCAUCCGGCCAACAAAAAGCUUCCUCAACCCCAAGAGGGUUCUACCUAUGA
Sclerotinia borealis F-4128 is the source of this 531-nucleotide messenger RNA. The record is from the annotation of a GenBank genome assembly. Lineage: Eukaryota; Fungi; Ascomycota; Leotiomycetes; Helotiales; Sclerotiniaceae.